AUGGCCGAGCAAGCUGUUAGGAGAGCUGGACCCGGACCUGCCGGAAGGCUGUACGUGAAGGCAGUCUUCACGGGAUUCAAGCGUGGACUUCGUACACAGUCUGAGCACACCGCCCUGCUCAAGCUUGAUGGAGUGUUCAACAAGGACGACGCCAAGUUCUACAUUGGAAAGCGCGCUGUCUACCUUUACAAGGCCCACAACAAGACAACCAAGCCUGGCCACAGUGUUCCAACUAGAACGAGAGCAAUCUGGGGUAAGAUUACGCGAGUCCAUGGAAACAGUGGAACCGUUCGCGCAAAGUUCCAUCACAAUCUCCCCCCGAAUGCUAUGGGCAACAGAAUCCGUGUGAUGCUGUACCCAUCGAACAUCUAA
Cooperia oncophora is the source of this 372-nucleotide messenger RNA. The record is from the annotation of a GenBank genome assembly. NCBI's taxonomy places the organism in Eukaryota, Metazoa, Nematoda, Chromadorea, Rhabditida, Trichostrongylidae.